AUGAAUAACCCGUUGAGGAUGAGCGGAGGAAGCACGAGCUCCAGAGGCAGCACUGGAUCGGGAGGAAGCGUGAGAAGACAGAAUUCAAACAUUGGCGACGCCAGUGUGUUCACGACAAGAACGGCCAAUGCAAAUGGUUAUACACAGACCACGACAAGGGUGUUGCCAAACGGAGAAGAGACAUCCUAUUCAUCGACCUACACAUACCAGACGGGAAUCGCACCACAGACCACGACGAUGCUCAAUCAAAGUCAUCUAAUGUCAACACAGCGUCCACAGCAAGAGAGUGGAUUCAACAGCGAGGCAUGGCGCCAUCCCGCCUUCAACGAGAACUUCACAUCGCCAACGCAGCAGCUGGUCAGUCGCAAUGGCCAGCGUCGCAGAUAUAACCCCGGAGACUUUGACGACUUGACCGAGGCCGAGCUUCAAGAGUAUGACUCGGACGACGAGGACGAGUACGAUGACGAUGACGAUGACCAAGACGUCGAGUAUGAGGACCCAAUCAAAUAUGACUUUAGCAAGCUCAACUUUGAUGAGAUUGAGAAGCAACAGAUUAGAGAGGCCAUCAGACUGUCUGCUGGAGAAGACGUCGACCCUGGCCUCUACAUGAUGGACGAGGAGGCACAACUACAGCGCGCCAUCAACGAAUCGAUGAGGAUCAGCAGACUACAACAACAUCAGCAACAUCAACAGCAGGUCAAGUCGAUCAGGCGACAACCAGGCCAGCCCAGUCCGACCGGCGCCAAGCCGUUGGCCAAGAAGAGAGUAAACGUGCGACAGGACCUGAAUGAGUACUUUGACGACGAGGCACCUGAACAACGUGCGGGCGACGUCGAUGACUCGUUCGAGCUGUAUGAUAACCCUGAACUACGUGGCUACUUGUCCAGAAACGAGCAGACCCGCGUCCAAAACGAGCAACUACGCAUGCAGAGACAGCGUGCGAUCGACGACUCUAGACGCAUUCGUGAGGAGCAGGAUAGAGAGGUGCGUGAGUCCUUGCCAAUCCAUAAUCACUGGCUGGCUGGCUGGAUGGCUUGCUGGCGACCUGUAUAUUUCCCGUCAUACAUACUCCUACCCUCCCCAAUCAAUCACUCUACCCUUUUUGGUCGACUACAAUUGACACAUGAUACAGCCGAUGUAUCAUUUCAAUCAUUCAAUGUCGACACUCUCCAUCUUCCCCACCUCCUCAUGGCCUCCAAUCCCUCUCUCUCUUUCACAUGCCUUAUGGAUCGAAUGUUUGGUUGGCCACACAAAAGGAAGAUGUCCUGGUGCAUGUCAUUGGAUAAUGCACUACGCAUUCUGGUCACUUUGGCACCAGGACAAAUCAUAAUCGUUGUUUACAUAUCCACCCUGCUUACCUCC
Molecule: messenger RNA, 1362 nt
Organism: Acytostelium subglobosum LB1
Lineage: Eukaryota; Evosea; Eumycetozoa; Acytosteliales; Acytosteliaceae
Exons: 2
Source: RefSeq, a predicted model, not a curated record